Molecule: messenger RNA, 3022 nt
Organism: Pelobates fuscus (common spadefoot toad)
Lineage: Eukaryota; Metazoa; Chordata; Amphibia; Anura; Pelobatidae
Gene: CEP112
Product: centrosomal protein 112
Exons: 28
Coding region: 94-2910 (938 amino acids)
Source: RefSeq, a predicted model, not a curated record
GUUUGGCGGAAACACGUCACUUAGCCGCUUCAGAUGGAAGUUUGAACACUAUAAACAGACAGCUUUCCGGAUCGUGUCUGAAGGAGAAACACAAUGAAUACGAAUGAAGACACCAGGGAAAAGCUGGAUGCUGAGUUUGACCAUUAUCUUGUUGAUAUGAAACCAUAUGUACUUAAAUUGCAUCAAAAACUGGAGCGACAGAGGUGUGCUUUGUGGAUCAAAAAGCUGUGUAAUCCCUCUGGAGCUGGGAACACAGUUACUGGCAUAAAGAAUCGGAAUUUAUAUGCCAAGCUCCUGCUUCACAUGCUGAAACGAGGGGUGCUGGAAGGACCCUUCACACAGAAACCAGAAGAAGGCCCACUUCAAACAUUGCCGACUUACAUGUCCAUUUAUUUUGAUGAGCCAAACUUCACAAGAUUUCAGAGCACUAGUUCUGGCGAGUUGCUGGACUGGGUGGCAGGAAACUUAGAGGAUACAGAUAUAACAUCAGCCGAGUCUGGGAGAUCACCUCUGAAGAAUGAAACCUCGACAUCCAGGGACAGAUACUCAUAUAGCCGGAAACGUAGCUUGCACUCCUUGAGCCCAAAUCGGCGAUCAGAUGAGGAAAAUCUGUCUGCACCGCGUUCGAACAGUCCCAUUGAAGAAACGUCUGUGUUAGAUGAUCUUGAAACACAGCUGAACAAGUGGGACCUCGGGAUUGAGAACCCAAGAUACUUGCGAGAGAAGCCGAUAACUUUAUCUCCGCUUUCUUCAAAAUCAGGCUUGGCGAGGAGCGCCACAUUCCGAGAUGAGCAGGCCUUGUCCCGCGUACAGCAGAAAAAAGAGAUCGACAUAAAAAUCAGACUGAUGGAAGCAAAAUUUCAGGAGGAGAAGCUAAGGAUGCAGCAGAAACAUGACACAGAUGUGCGAAAGAUCCUGGACAGAAAGAACAGUGAAAUCGAAGAAUUGAAAGACACGCACAAGUCCAAACAAAAAGAAUGUGAUGAAACGAUCCGGAACAUGGAAAAGAAAAUCCAGACUCUUGUGCGGGAAUCUCAGGUGAUGAGAGAGAAUAAAGAGGCACAGAUUGCAGAGUUGAAGAAAAUGUGUGAGAAAAGUACAGAAUCCCUGAGGAACGAGUGGGAGAAAAAGCUUCACAAGGCUACAGCUGACAUGGAACGUGAAAAGUUCGACAUGCAGGCGAAUCACGGUGCCGAAUACGAAAAACUACUCGAUGAAACAAACACCAAACUUCUCAUAAUGAAGACAGAGUAUGCCAACCAACAAAAAGAAACGGCAUUGACCUUGAAGCAGCUGGAAGCACGAGUUCUGCAACUUACCGGGGAAGUUGAAAAUGGUAACUUGCAACGGCAGAGACUAUCUCAAGAGAAAGCCGAUCUGGAGAGAUCUUACAAGGCAACAAGCAAUGAGCUGCAGGAGACACGGGAGAGGUUUGAAGAAGAAAGGAGGAAUAUGUCCCAGGAGCACAGGAAACACAUCUUACAGCUUCAGAACAAGUUGGAUUCAGACUUGAACUUUGUAACGCAGCAGAAUGCGCUGACGGCAGCCAAGGCAUCAGACUUGAUUGAAGAUUUGGAGCAGAAAAUGUCUCAGUUAAAGUUACAGCUACAAGAUUCUGAACUUCAGCGAGAGCAACAGCUGAAGGAACAAGAGAACAGAUAUCAGAAGGAGAAGUUUGAUUUGGAACUUCUUAAUGAGAGAAAGGUGCGAGAUCUCCGUAACCAGCUGGAACAUGAGAGAGAAUCGGCAGCGAAGAAAACUGGUAAACUGGAAGAGUCAUUAAAGGAUAAAGAGGAGCAGCUGACACGCUUGUUGGAGAUGCAGAAGAUCCAGGCACAGGAAGCAGAUUCUGCCCUGGAAGAGCUGAAGCGGCAGGUGGAGUCAAACACUGAGAAAGUCUACUCCGAGAUGAGGCAACAGAUGGAAAAAGUCGAAGCUGAUUUAAAUAGAUCAAAAUCACUGCGUGAAAAGCAAACCAGGGAAUUCUCAAAGCAGACUGAGGAUCUCAAACAAAGAUACGAGCAACAGAUUGCUGAACUGAAGCUGAAGCAUGAGGAGGAGAAGACAUACCUUUUCCAGCAGCACAGCACUGAGAAGGAUGGGAUCAUCAAGGACCAUGAGCAGGAGAUAGAUCGGCUGGAGAGAAAGCUACGAAACACCUUGUCAGAACACGAGAUGAAGACGCAGCAGUGGAGACAGCGAGAUUCCCAGACUAUCUCUGACCUGGAAGCCCAGGUGUACAGACUGAAAGAAGAGCUCAUUCAAGUCAACUCUCAGCGCAAACAGCAGCUGCUGGAGCUGGCUCUCUUGAGGGACGAGGAGAAGCAAAAGUCCACACAGGAGCAUCAGCAGGCCAUGAGCAAACUGAGAGCUGAGAUGGAGACCAUGAGACUUGACCUGCAGAAGGCACACAACACUCAAAUGGAGGAGACCGUGGAAAAGGCAAACAGCAGGUUGAAGCAGAUUGAGAAGGAGUUCAAUGAGAAACUUGCCAAGAGUACGCAGAUGAUAUCGGAGCUCCAGGCUUCUAUCACGACUGUGCGGCAACAGAGCAAUCAUCAGCAACUCCGUAUGGAAAAGAGACUUCAAGACACCUAUGAACAGGAGAAAAGGCAGCUAAUUAAAGAAAAUGAGAAGGUGAUACAGCUCCUGAAGAAAGAAGUAGAAAACUAUUACAGUCAGCUGCGAAGCAGUGAAAUUAAACUUCAGGAUAAGGAGUUAUCUUCACAGGAGCAGGUGACACAAAUUCGACAGGAGUAUGAGCAGAAGAUCAAAGGUCUGAUGUCUGAAACCAUGAGGCAGGAACUGGAGGCCACCAUUACAUCCUUGAAAUCACAGGUCACCUCUUUACAGAAGAGAGCGGACGUUCUCCAGGAAGAGCUCAAAUUGUAUCAGAGACAGAGGCUUUGAUUUAGAACGGACAUUGUGGGGAAAUCCUGACUGCACUGAUCAAACUGUGAGAAUUUUAUUACUCAAAAAAAAAAACAAGUUUCUUGCUAUAGUUAUCUCUAUUAUAAAUAUA